GGCACCACUAGAAAGAUAAUCUUCAUAAACAGGCAGGAUGGAAAGUAGAGGUCUCAUCACCAUCUGUGUUCUCCUCGUCUCUGCAUCUCUAAUAGAAGGUACUGCAUAGAGAGAUUAUAGAAUAUAUAUAAUGUAUGCAUUUAUAGCAACAACUCAUUUUUACAUUGAUUUUAUUUCUUUUUCUUUUUCAUCAGGAAUGGCCGCCCCACAUCGUGGCAGGCGAUGCCUGUGCUCGCAAUCCACUACAAACCUAAAUAUUAAAACUGUGUCAAAAAUGGAAAUAUUUCCAGUAAGCUCCACGUGUGAAAAAAUCGAAGUUGUGUAAGUAGUACUUUAUGUUUGGGGUCAACUGUUACUUUAAAACAGAGCUAUUUAACAUUAGUUGAGAUUGUUUAGUUGGGUUAGUUUAAUUAAUCAGAAUGGGAUCUAUUAACUAAACACUAAAUCUGCUUUUACACGUUUGCUUUUAGCUCAAGUCUCCUGCAUUCGGUUGUUAAAAUUCCUCUGGCAUUCACUGUAUUAGCUAAGAACCAAAUGGUAACCAAAUUGAGCUGAAUUUAUCCCUGCAAUUUUACAUGGAUGUCAUUGCUACAGUGAGAUUCAAUUCAAAUAGGAGUGCAGUGCUAAGAUAAUUUAAGUACAACUUAUGCCUCACAGUUAUAGGGGAUUUUUCUCCACAUACAUGAAAUGAAAACAAAUGAUACAAAAUAGUGUGAUAUUGUAAACAAAUUGUAACAAAUGCGAGUUUUAUGUGCACACAUUAUUCACUUUGAAUUUAGAAUUUGUUAACAAUAUCACACUAUUUUGUAUCAUUUGUUUUCAUUUCAUGUAUCCCCUAUAGGGGUAGGUUGAAUAUAAAUUAUCUUAGCGCUGCACUCUUACUUAUAUGUUUUAGGUGGUAGGGAGGAUCAGCUAAACAUUAACGUUUUUGUUUUUUUGUUGGUUUAUUAUAUUUAUGGAUUCUUUUAGGAUAACCACAGAGUGUUUACACAGCUGCUUUUUAACACACUUAUUGUAUCAUUACCAUUAAGCGCCUUAUUUACUCUCUGAAGUUGUAUCACUUUUGUAUUUUCAUUUGAAAAUCGGUCAACCGAAUUGCAACAGAAUUCAAACUGACUUAUAGCUAAAUUGUUACUGAUAUUCUCUGCUACAAGUAAUAAAUAAUAUACCACUAAUGUAAAAGUCAGGUUUGUGGGAGGAUAAGGAUAUAUGGUGGGGGUAUCUUGAGUGUUAAGGAUGAUUUGGGGUAGCAUUAGGGAGAUUUAGUAUUAGGGUAAUUUUGGUGCAAUUACCAGGUCUGUAUCAGGGGAAUUGUAACAAACAAAUCAAGUUAUUUAUGAACAGACAAAUAACUCAUAUUAUACGAAAAUCAACAGCUGAGCUGUACCUGAAUGGAAGUGCAAAUUUAGUUUAAAUAUCCAAUGUUGUUAAAAGCUGAAUGGGUUAAAACAAAAACAUUUUGACAACCAAACUCCAUGUGUCUGCUGACUGGUUGCCAUUCGGAGUUUGAUGAAUAUACCUCUGAAUAUUAAAUAUGGAUUGUAAAUACAUGAUUAUUUUUUGACAUACUAGUCGAUUUCUGACAUUUUAGACAAAGGCUUUAUUUCUGGGGGGGGUUUUGUAAGCAAUAACAAAAUAACUAUGGCUGAUGCUAACAUAAGAAAGUUUAGAUCCACAUCAAAUUGUAUUGAAUUGUGGUUUUCCUUACCUUUUGUUAUUUCAGAGUUACUAUAAAAAAGUCAAAGAAAACAAUAUGCAUCUCUCCAAAUAUAAAGUUGGUGAAUGAAGUAAUUUCUGGAAAUACAAGGUGGGUAAUUUUUACUUGAUAUGGGGUGAACGAUGGGAUAAUCAAUAACAAACUGGAUUUUUGCUAUUGAAAGUAUGUCAUCCUGAUUAUAUUUAGAUGUUGUGCUAUAUCAUUUGUUCAUGAUGAAAAUAAUAACAUAGCAUAGUGAGACAUUGCAGAACACUGGGGUCAUUUAACCCCUUAAGGACCAAACGUCUGGAAAAAAAGGGAAUCAUGACAUGUCACGCAUGUCAUGUGUCCUUAAGGGGUUAAAGAGAAGGAUCCCCCCAUCAGAGAAGCCUAUUGGUCGAUUGCUUCCUUUGGUUAAUAUUUUACCCUCUCCAUAUUUCCUAACCUUAACCGUUCUCCUUAUUUCCUAAGCCUACUCCAUGUCUGUUCCCUAACUGCUACUACACCCCCUCUAUUAUAUAACCAUUUUGUAUUUCCCGAAAUACAUGUUUAAAGCCUUCCUAAGCCUUAGCUCUUCUCUGAUGUCUUAGCAACUCAUAUGACAUCGGGGAUAUAUAAGGAUGUAGAAGAAGAGCUUACUUAGUAAUUCCUACAUGUUUUGAAUGUAUGACAUUAACAGUGCAAUAUCACAGUUUAAUUGUAAAAAUAAAAUUACCGUAAUUAAUCCGCUGAAAAAUCUAGGUCUUAUGGAUUGCGGGAGAAAAGGGGGCUUAUGGUUAAAAGAACAAGAAAACACAAAAUUAUUCACGUGGAAACAUGAACAAAACAUGUAUAAAUACAUAUAACUAAAAUUGAUAACUAAUGUUCUGUAUAAUAUUUUUACAGAAAUGUGAAAAAUGUUAAAAUUCUCAACCACCUCAAAAAGUAAACAAGAUGAAGGAGAAAACGUCUGUAUCAUAGGAAUGAUACUGUUAGAAGCUGCCCGAAGGAAAUUUUACAGAGAAUUCUGCAACACAAAUAGUUAAAUUAUGCAAAAAUGUAAAUCUGUAUACUUUUGUUUAACUUAUUCAUUUUAUAGAAAACAAACAAGCUCACGCAGUGACGAAUGUAACUGCAGUCUGUAACGUUCACAAAAUGUAUAUAACUGGGACAGAAUUAAUUGUAUAAAAAUAGAAUAUAACUCACUAGUGAGAAAUGUUGUUUUAGUCAGUCAAACAAAUGCUAGGGUACAGUUACGACCUUUGUUUGUAAUCUAGGCUUGAAACCAGGCCUAGAUUAAGCUUCUAGUCAUUUACUCAUUGUAAAAAUGUACAUACUGUACUGUAUGCCUUUUAAAUUAAGAUAUUUGAAACUGUUUAUAUGUUCUCUG
Messenger RNA from Pelobates cultripes (western spadefoot toad), 3065 nucleotides. Lineage: Eukaryota; Metazoa; Chordata; Amphibia; Anura; Pelobatidae. The record is from the annotation of a GenBank genome assembly.